Mesorhabditis belari is the source of this 837-nucleotide messenger RNA. The record is from the annotation of a GenBank genome assembly. NCBI's taxonomy places the organism in Eukaryota, Metazoa, Nematoda, Chromadorea, Rhabditida, Rhabditidae.
AUGAGAUUCGCAAAAAUCGUUUAUGAAAAGGGACUGAAAAAGCGGGAAAUCAAUGGAAGAGUUGAGGAAUGGAGUAAAAGAAAAAAAGACGAUGUACAGACCGAAUACAAGCGUUUCCUUUCUGAACGAAAAUAUUCCCUCACGAUCGCCGAAUUCAAUUUAAAAACCGAAAAGAUGAAGGUGAAAAUGUGCCUGCCGAAAGUGAUGGAAGUGCUUCAAAUGAACAAUUUGGGAUAUUGGGAAAAGAUUCGCAAAUUGAAACCGAUAAACGCUCGUUGCGGGAAAGUGCCCACGAAAUUGAUCCGGAAAUUCAUCGAAGAGUACGGACUGGAGUUCAAUCCUUUUGAGAUAUUUAGAAUCAAUCACCCGGACCUCGAGGCUCCAUGGGUGCAAUGGCCGACGAUUUCGAUGCCCGAAAGGAUCGCCUUUAUGGACAUUAUUCAAAAAAAUAUCUCCGAAUCCCAAAUGAAAGACGAGAUUGAUCAGUGGGGAGCCAAAUUGGCUCCGAAAGUUAAGGAGAUGUUCGAUGUUUGGCAUGCAAAUUACACAAAAUCCCUGAAAAAGGGUCGCUUGGAAAUCGUGGAUUCGGUGGAGAAAAUCUCAAAAUCAAUCGAUGAAAUCGUUGAGCUGAGAAAAGAUUUCGAGUUGACUUUCGUCGAAGAGCACUCCAAAAUCGCGACAAUUCUGAGAAAAUUGACGAAACGACAACGACAUCUGUUACGCGAGGUCGCCUGGAUGGAGUUGAGGGUCCUCGACGAGUAUCCCCUUUCCAAAUACGGUCUUCCCAAGCAAAUCGCUUAUCCGUUGAGGGAAAUCGAUCUACUUUUUAGUGAACAU